Molecule: messenger RNA, 3627 nt
Organism: Vidua chalybeata
Lineage: Eukaryota; Metazoa; Chordata; Aves; Passeriformes; Viduidae
Product: acyl-CoA (8-3)-desaturase-like
Exons: 12
Coding region: 28-1356 (442 amino acids)
Biological process (GO): lipid metabolic process
Cellular component (GO): membrane
Molecular function (GO): oxidoreductase activity, acting on paired donors, with oxidation of a pair of donors resulting in the reduction of molecular oxygen to two molecules of water
Source: RefSeq, a predicted model, not a curated record
CCGAGCUCGGGCGAGCCGAUCCCGGCCAUGGAGGGUUCGGAGCCUGUCCCGGGGGGGAUGCGGCGCUUCACCUGGGAGGAGAUCGGGCAGCGGAACGGACGGGGGCCGGCGCCGCAGGAGCGCUGGCUGGUGAUCGACAGGAAGGUGUACGACAUCAGCCACUUCUGCCGGAGGCACCCGGGAGGCUCCCGGGUCAUCAGCCACUACGCCGGGCAGGACGCCACGGAUCCUUUCAUUGCUUUUCAUCUUGACAAGGCACUGGUAAGGAAGUACAUGAACCCUCUCCUGAUUGGGGAACUGGCACCAGAUCAGCCCAGCUUUGAGCCCAGCAAGAACAAAAAGCUGGUGGAAGAUUUCCGUGAGCUCCGUGCCACUGUGGAGAGGAUGGGGCUUCUCCAGCCCAACCAUGCCUUUUUCAUCCUCUGUCUCUGCCACAUCCUGAUGCUGGAUGUUGCAGCCUGGCUCAUCAUCUGGUAUUUUGGAGCAUCCUUGGUGCCUUUCCUCUUCUCUGCUGUGCUUCUGGGCACUGUCCAGGCCCAGGCUGGCUGGCUCCAGCAUGAUUUUGGACACCUGUCAGUCUUCAGCAAGUCCAGGUGGAACCACUGGGUGCACAAGUUCGUCAUCGGCCACCUCAAGGGAGCCCCGGCCAGCUGGUGGAAUCACCUCCACUUCCAGCACCACGCCAAACCCAACUGCUUCCGGAAGGAUCCCGAUGUCAACAUGCACCCCUUGUUUUUUGCUUUGGGGAAAACCCUCUCUGUGGAGCUUGGUGUGCAAAAGAAGAAAUUCAUGCCUUACAACCACCAGCACAAGUACUUCUUCAUCAUUGGUCCCCCAGCGCUGGUGCCCCUUUAUUUCCAGUGGUACAUCUUCUACUUCGCUGUGCAGCGGAAGCAGUGGGUGGACCUGGCCUGGAUGCUGUCCUUCUACAUCCGAUUCUUCCUCACCUACUUGCCUUUCCUGGGCGUGAAGGGUACCCUGGGGCUCCACCUGUUAGUCAGGUUUAUAGAAAGCAACUGGUUUGUCUGGGUCACACAAAUGAAUCACAUCCCCAUGCACAUUGAUUAUGAUAAGAAUGUGGACUGGUUCUCUACCCAGCUCCAGGCAACCUGCAACGUUCAUCAGUCCUUGUUCAAUGACUGGUUCAGUGGCCACCUGAACUUCCAGAUCGAGCACCACCUUUUCCCUACAAUGCCACGGCACAACUACUGGAAGGUGGCCCCUCUGGUGAAGUCCCUGUGUGCCAAGCAUGGCAUUGAGUACCAGUGCAAGCCUCUGCUCACAGCCUUCGCAGACAUCGUGCACUCUUUGAAAGAUUCAGGGGAGCUCUGGCUCGAUGCUUAUCUACAUAAGUAAGCAGUAGUAGAUUCCUGCAGAGGAGUUCCCCAGCUUUGCUGCCUCCUGUGGUGGUCACCCUGAAGAUCUUGCACUGAGGAGAGCUGACUAAGCCAGAUUUGGGGAGGUGGUGCUGCUUAAUUCCAUGGAUGAAUGUAAUUAAUAUGAUUUUUCCUUUUUUUUUUUUUUUUGUUUGUUUGUUUGUUUGUUUUUGUUUUUUUGGGUUUUUUUUUUUUUUUUGUUUUGGGAUUUUUUUUUUUUUUUAUGUAAUAUGAGCUCUUAAUUUUUUCUUGUGCUUCUUUCAUUCCUCUUCUCUGGUGCUGAGUUCUGGGGAGAAGCUGGAUGGAGGAGGUUGUGUCCCACGAAGCUGGGUGCAGCUUUGGGACUGGGAACAGAUUCCUUUCUAUCUGCUGAUCCUUCAUUUGCUGAGUAUAUAGGAGGGAAACUUCUUAUCUAACAUAGGCUUUUUGGGGUGGCUCUCAUUGUGAGUGUAGUAAGAAAGCUGAGACAGCAUGAAAUCAAGCAAUGUGGGAAUCAGGGAAAUGUGUAAGCUCUGGGGAAUUGGAUAGGUUCAGUAUUUUCAAAUCCCUGUUUGUAAUAGGGAGCUCCCAGACCAAUUUGUACAUAUGUGGGUGGGGUGGGGAGGCACAGGCAGCAGUUCUCUAGGAAUAGGAUCUAGUUAGAGCCCUAAUAGAGGAAACAGGAAAGUGGAAGUUUUUCUGUCACUAGAGGACACAAGGAAAAACGACACACCACAGCUGUGGUUAUGAUGAAGAGAUUAAUUUAUUUCCUUUGACUCCAACAUCUAUAGUUUUCAAAAGGUGCCAGUGGAUUGGAGGGUGAACGUGUCACCUCUCCAACGACACCGGACAAACUACUAGUACAUUAAAUUUCUCUGCUUCUAUGAAGGAAUGUAAAAUAAUAGGUUGUUUGCAGAAAGUUGUGUGAGAAGAAAGUUUUCUACAAAAAUGUAAACUCAGAAGGCUUUAGAAAAUCUUAAAAAAUCAGGGCGACAUUUCUCAUAUGCCAUAUUCUGUGGGAAUGCUGCCCUCCACAUCUCUGGAAGCCUCUGGGUUAUUUGGCCACUGGUGACAUUCUGUGGGGGAUCUGCAAGGGAUUUCCUCCCUGCCAGAAUUUGGAGUGCUAUGAAGCCAUUACUGAGUCAGAAGAGAGAGAAACCUGUCCCAUCCAUACACAGGAUCCCUACAAGAGUGACUAAGGAAGCAAAAGCAUUCCAGACCAGGCUAGACAAGGCUUGGAGCAGCCUGGUUUAGUGGAAUACAAUAAACCAUGGCAGGGGAUGGAAUGAGUUGAGCUUUAAGGUCCCUUCCAACCCAAACUGUUCUACAAUGAUUCUGUGUGAAGGGUGAUCAUAAUCACUCUGUGAUUGCCUGAAGCUUUGGGCUUUUUUGGACCUCUGGGUGAUUUGUUAAAAGGAGAGAAUUCCUUCCUCCUGGCCCAUGGAGAGUGAGGCAUUCCUGCCUGAGCAGCAGAUAAAUCUAAGGAAGUUAAAAAAGUGGUGGGGGUCAGACUGCUGUUUAAAAGUGAUUAACUUUUCAUUCAGCUGCAUCUCCACAGGCACACCUCAGCCAAAACAUUGCUGGUCUCCCUCUCUUGGAUGAUGUGCCUUCCAAACACACACCAAUCCUGUAGGAUUUACUGAAUAGUCUUACUGCCUUUCCUGGGGCCUCUUAAUUUACUGCCCCAAUGUUACAGAUGCCAAACCAGGAUGUAGCACCUGACACAUCACUGAGGAAGAUGAUACAUCAUCCUGGUCCCCCAGGGACUGGUGGAUUAGAAUCCAGAAGGGAUAGGUUGAUUUUGAGGAAUUUUUUCCCAAUCAACAUCCAAAAUGAGGAUGAGGUGUUGAUGGAAUGGAAGAAAUAGAUCUUCUCAGGCCAAGAGUGUUGUUAAGCACAGGAUAAAAUUGUAAUGGGAAUAAUAAUACAAUCAUACAUAUAUAAUAUAUAUAUAAUAUUGUUAUUGUUAUAAUAUAAUAAUAUAUUGUUAUAUAAUAACAAUACAUCAUACAAUCAAAUACCUGUUGAUUAAGACCAUAAAGGAAGUGGGCCUUAGUUAUUGUUUUACCUUGUUUUUUUCCUGAUCCAUUUCUUUCCCUCGUAUUACAACUGUGGAUGGAGGAAAGUCUAUUAAUAAAAUUCCUUAUCUUACCAAUUUGUGCUGUCAUCAGAGUAAAAUACAUCUGUGCAAGAGUCUUCAUUCUGUAAAAGGUGGAACAAACGGCUGUCCACAGCUACAGAGAGAGAACUUCAUAAACCUCUUUCUCCAGAA